AUGAGUGAAAUGAAAUUGGAGUAUGACGAAGGUGGAGAAAUGUUUCUUUAUUUUAUUGUCCCUGUUUAUGCAUUCAUUCUUUUGCCAGUAACAUAUUGGUUAUGGCCUAAGAUAGAAGAAAGGAAAAUUGUACCACAUCCCACAGAUACAUACGAUUUUGCUCCAUAUCGCAAUAAAUAUCGAUUAUUGCAUGCAAAUGAACAUAAUCGAAAACGACAAGCAAUACUAACUAAAAUUGGUUUAGUCGUAGCAUGCAUUUUUUUAUUAAUUCUUAUUUAUCGUGUAUCAUUAAUUAAAAUUGAAAAUGGAGAAUAUGAUCCAUUUGCAGUAUUGGGUGUUGAUCAAGAAGCGCCAAUCAAAAAGUUUAAAGAAAUAGCUGAAGCAUAUAAAACAUUAACUGAUGAAGAAGCAAGAGAAAAUUGGAGAGAAUAUGGAAAUCCGGAUGGACGAAGAGUGGUACGUGUGGGUUUUGCUAUACCAAAAUGGUUUGUUGAUCGUCAAAAUUUAAGUGCACAAUUUUAUGGUGUUAAUCGGGUGACAAGAUCGAAAUCAACAGCUGCAGGUGGACCAGCUAACAUUAAACGACCACAGCAAUUAUCACUAUAA
Messenger RNA from Didymodactylos carnosus, 606 nucleotides. NCBI's taxonomy places the organism in Eukaryota, Metazoa, Rotifera, Eurotatoria, Philodinida, Philodinidae. The record is from the annotation of a GenBank genome assembly.